This is a messenger RNA of Pelobates cultripes (western spadefoot toad), 307 nucleotides long. The record is from the annotation of a GenBank genome assembly. NCBI's taxonomy places the organism in Eukaryota, Metazoa, Chordata, Amphibia, Anura, Pelobatidae.
GUUCUCUCAGACCCUUAUGAGGGCGAGGUUUCUGAGGAGGAGAACCUCAUGGGGACAGAGUUUGCCCCCGCUUCAUCCAAAAAGGCCCAGGAUAAACCCAGACGAAUCCCGCAACGUUAAGACUACCCUGGCGUUUGACCCGAAUGACUUGGGCUAUCCACGCUCCACUGAAUGGGAGCCACAGGAGUAUAUUGUGCAAUACCUGGUGAUAAGGGUCUGCAAACCCCCCUCCUGGGAGGGCCAUAAUAAACUGAGGGCCAAAUGCCCCCGGACCAUUUUCCCAGACAUGGUGGCCAAGACCCCCGAA